AGCCGCCGCUCCACGACGGCACAACUUUCCCCCUCCGUCGGUGUGUUCGGCUGCCGGGCCCUGCCGGACCCUUCCAGACCCUUCCAGACCGCGCUGGAUCCUGCCAGACCCCGCAGGACCCCACCUGCUGCAGGGGACACCUCCCCUGACCGCGGCACGGGCACCGGCCGGUGCCUCGGGGCAGCCGCUUCCCGCGGCCUCUGAAGCCCCGCAGGGCUCGGCCGGUGCCUCGGCGCACCCUGCCGAGCCCCUGGCGCCGGUGAUGCCACCCCAGGUCCCUGUUCGCACCCCCUGAGGGCUGGCGGUGCCGCCGGCCGGGCAGCGCCAUGGGUGCCGGGGUGGCACUGGCCAUCGCUGGCCCCGGUGUGAGGGCGACGCGGGACGUGGCACAGCCCGGAGCCGCCUCCGUGCCCGGGGAGCGGCCGGUCCCACCGCUCAGCCCGGCCGUGUGACGGGCUCCCCGACACCAUGGCCCCGGGAGGGCCAGCGUGAGCCUCCGGCCACCGCCCGUACCGGCGAGGAAGAUGCCAACACCUCUCCGGCACUGCCUGCCCUGCGGUCGCCCUCGCCCGGGCGCGGUGGCCACCGGACCUGAGCGAUGGAUUCCUUCUGCUUCGUCUGCUUCCAGAAAGAGGAGCUGCAGCCCCUGCACCUGCACAGCGCAACCAUGAGCGCGGGCUCAAUUGAGCAGGAGCCGUCGCGCAAGCUGGGCUGCUGCGGGGUGCCCCUCAUCACCGAGGACAUGCAGUCCCUGGCCAUCCGCACCCUCUCGGGCACCGACAUCACCAAGCACUAUGACCUCAUCCGUGAGCUCGGCAAGGGCACCUACGGCAAGGUGGACCUGGUGUCCCACAAAAGCACAGGCACCAAGAUGGCCCUGAAGUUCGUCAACAAGAGCAAGACGAAGCUGAAGAACUUCCUGCGGGAAUUCAGCAUCACCAACACGCUCUCCUCCAGCCCCUUCAUCAUCAAGGUCUUCGACGUGGUCUUCGAGACCGAGGACUGCUACGUCUUUGCUCAGGAGUACGCCCCCGGUGGGGACCUCUUCGACAUCAUCCCGCCUCAGGUGGGGCUCCCUGAGGAGCUGGUGAAGCGCUGCGUGCAGCAGCUGGGCCUGGCCCUCGACUACAUGCACAGCAAGAGCCUGGUGCACCGGGACAUCAAACCGGAGAACGUGCUGCUCUUCGACCGCGACUGCCGCCGCGUCAAACUGGCCGACUUCGGCAUGACCCGCAAGGUGGGCUGCCGGGUCAAGCGCAUCAGCGGCACCAUCCCCUACACGGCGCCCGAGGUGUGCCAGGCCGGCCGGGCCGAGGGCUUCGCCGUGGACACCAGCAUCGACGUCUGGGCUUUCGGGGUGCUCAUCUUCUGCGUGCUCACCGGGAACUUCCCCUGGGAGGCGGCGGUGGCGUCCGACGCCUUCUUCGAGGAGUUUGUGCGGUGGCAGAAGGGGCGGCUGGCGGGGCUGCCCUCGCAGUGGCGGCGUUUCACGGACAGCGCCCUGCGCAUGUUCCAGCGCCUGCUGGCCCUCGACCCUGAGAAGCGCUGCCCCGUCAAGGAGGUUUUCUACUUCAUCAAGUGCGACCUCAUGGCCGAGGUGCGGUGCCGGCCCUCCUACCGCUCCCGCAAGCACGCCAGGGACAAGCUCCCAGCCGGGCCCCACUGCCACGAGGCCACCGGCUCCUGCACCCCCGCCCCGCUCAAGAGGACCGUCCUGACGGAGGGGAGCGGAGCGCGCGGCCCCGAGCCCGGCGCGGCCGCCCCGGGCACGGCGAGCAGGACAGACGGACGGCAGGACAAGGGCAAGGGGCAGAUGGUCCUGGCCACAGCAAUAGAGAUCUGCGUGUGACGGCGGCGCGACCCGCCCCAUCCCCCCGCCCCGGGGACAGGGAUGGGGGCUGUCCAUCGUGGCGGUGGUGGCACGAGCCGGGACCGGGCUCUGGGUUUCCCAAAGGAAAAAAAAAGGAAAAGAAACACGAUGGAAAAGGAAAAGGACAGAACUGGUUGCGCUCCGUAGCGCCGAGGAUGCCGAUCCCCCCGCCCUGCCUGGGCGAGAGCAGUGGCCAGAGCCCAGCCGAGGGCACCGCUCACUGCUGCGGAGGCUGGGGGCACCCACAGCCCUGCCGCGGCUGUGGUGCCCCCUCCAAGGCUCCCCCAGGGGGGCACGGGGAGGGGUCUCCCAGUGCGGGGAGGAAGAGUGGGGGGCAGUGGGUAGCGGGUGGCCCACCGGCUCUGCCCCACCCCGUGCUCGACCCUGUCCGGGGAGCGGGAAGGCCGAUGACCCUGCACCGUGGAGGAGGCCUUUGGGGAGGUUUGGGUGGGUGAUGAUUUGCCCUCUUCCACUGGUCCCUGCCGCACUGCUGGGGACUGGGAGGGGAUGGGGAGGUGGGUGACGGGGAGCCGGGGGGUUGCCAGCAGCCCCGGACCCCCGGCAGCCCCGGCUGCCUCCCUGCCGUGGGAGGUGCUGGCAGCCAUUGAUGUA
Messenger RNA from Vidua chalybeata, 2482 nucleotides. It is a transcript of the gene SBK1, whose product is annotated as SH3 domain binding kinase 1. Gene Ontology annotation, biological process: peptidyl-threonine phosphorylation; peptidyl-serine phosphorylation. Gene Ontology annotation, molecular function: ATP binding; protein serine/threonine kinase activity. Bases 599 to 1849 code for a protein of 416 amino acids. The transcript has 4 exons. The record is from RefSeq and is a predicted model, not a curated record. Lineage: Eukaryota; Metazoa; Chordata; Aves; Passeriformes; Viduidae.